Molecule: messenger RNA, 4318 nt
Organism: Actinia tenebrosa (Australian red waratah sea anemone)
Lineage: Eukaryota; Metazoa; Cnidaria; Anthozoa; Actiniaria; Actiniidae
Biological process (GO): activation of GTPase activity
Cellular component (GO): early endosome
Molecular function (GO): GTPase activator activity
Source: RefSeq, a predicted model, not a curated record
CGUAAGCGGAAGUAAGCUUCACUAGAAAGGGCACCCUUGGCUAUUUUCGAAGGUCGAAAGAAUAGCUUAUAAAAACACAUCCAAAGAGGGAAAAUUAUCACUGAAAUGAUGCACUAAAACGCAUAUAAUUUUCUUCGAACCUUAAACCUUCAUGGAUAUUGCUUCUCAUAGUCGAAAUGUUGAGUCAUCUUGUAAAAUAUGCCGUUGAAAGCGCGUUCAGUGACCAAAGUAAAUUCUACGUCGACGAUGACGACGACUGCGAGGAAGAGGAAGAACUACUCUUCUGUAAGAACAACGUUUGUGUUCAUUCUUCCCUAGAACAAGACGAAAUACCUGGGUAUUUUACUAUUAAAUCAAGAACUCGAAGGAACGGUCAUAUUCGCUUGGUAGUUUCAUGGACACCAAAUUCUCAACUCGUGCAAAUACGUGAGAACUCAGAGUCCAACUCUUCUGAUAUUGAUAUUAAAGAACACCGUACUUUGGAAGUUUUUAGUGUUGAUCUAAGUGAAAUGAAGACGUUAAAGCUAUUCUACGAUGAAAAUGAUACGACCUGUGGUCAUUUUAUAAUAGGAAACCACGAAAACCAUUACAAAGUUUUGCACUUUCACUGCGGUGGUAUGGAUAGAAUUACUAAAAUACUAGAAGAGUGGGAUUGGUGUGUAGGUCAGAAAAUUUCUGGAGAUCGAAAGAGGAGACGUUGCUUUUUAGUAACGAGGAGGGUUCCCGUUAAAGAAGAUUGUUAUGUAGAAGAGGGUAGGUUUGAUCCUAUGCCAUAUGAUGUCUGGAAAACACUAUUCAAUGAUGCAGGACAGAUAGAGGAUGUUGCCAAUUUUCGCAGGGCUGUGUUUUUUGGUGGUCUUAGUCCAGAAGUAAGGAAGGAAGCAUGGAAGUUCUUGCUGUUUUACUAUGCAUUCAAUUCUACUUACGAGGAAAGAAUGCAUUUGAAAUCGAAGAAAGAGUAUGAGUACUUGGAAUUUCACCGUAAACGGCUUUGCAUGAGUGAAGAAGAACGAGACCAGUUCUGGAAAUCUGUUCAAUGCACUGUAGACAAAGAUGUUCCAAGAACAGACAGAUCACAUCCAUAUUUUGCUGGCAAGGAUAACCCUAAUACUGAGAUCAUGAGCAAUAUUCUUCUAAAUUAUGCCAUCCAUAAUCCUGCUGUGGGAUACAAUCAAGGCAUGUCAGAUCUACUGGCACCAGUACUGGCUGUAGUUCAAGACGAAGUAGAUGCCUUCUGGUGCUUUGCUGGUCUGAUGGAAGUCAGUGUCUUUGUUACUUCACCCAAAGAUGAUGUCAUGGAUAGACAGCUGGUAUACCUACGAGAACUAGUCAAACUAUUGGAGCCCCGCUUCUAUGCACACCUGUUGAUAAAGGAAGGUGGUUUGGAUAUGUUAUUUUGUCAUCGUUGGCUCCUACUUUGCUUCAAACGAGAGUUCUUUAAUGCUGAGGUGCUUCUGAUGUGGGAGGCUUGUUGGUCACGUUACCAGACGGAGUACUUCCAUAUAUUCUUGUGUGUUGCUAUGAUACAGGAGUAUGGUGAAAAGGUUAUUCAAGGAGACAUGCAGUCAGAUGACAUGCUCCAAUACUUUACCGAUCUCUCAAUGAAAAUGGAAGGCAGUAAAGUAUUAAGGAAAGCGCGUCAACUACUCCUAAAGUUUCGCCAGCUCCCCUUCAUCCCCUGCUCUCUCCGUGGACUGCUAUCAGGACCGGGGAUCUGGGAUAGUGCUCCUCUGCCCAGCAUUGAAUGUCACUGCCAUGGACUAUGUUCCUCUACUAGAAAAAAUUCUGGCUCUUUGACAGAUUCUGAUGUUGAUAUCAUGAUGAAAAGCAAAGGCAAAGUAGACCUCGUGAAAGAUGAGAAACCUGAAAAUGAAGAGAGUCCUAAAGAGGAAUUAAGUUCAUCUACCAAUAACUACUCUAACAGCAUUAAAGAUGAUAUGGUGAAUCGUACGGCAAAUGGGGAGAGUGGAACUGAAAGAAAGAAAAAUGAAGAAAGUCCUGAAGAGAAAUCAAGUUCAUCUAUCAAUAACCACUCGAGCUGCAAUACAGAUGAUGAUGUGAGUCUUACGGCGAAUGAGCAAACUGAACCUAAAAGAGAGAAGCCUGAAAAUGAAGAAAGUCGUCCUAAAGAGGUAUCGAGUUCAUCUACCAGCAACCAAUCGAGAUGCAGUACAGACAGUGCUGUAAAUCGUAMGGAAAAUAACGAGUGUGAACUUGAUAGAGAGGAAAAACCCGAAAAUCAACAAAUUCCCAAAGAAAAACUGCAAUCAUCUAGUAGUAACAAAUCAAGCAUCCUUACCGAAUCUGAUAUGAAAAACGAAGAUGGCACAAAUCUCGUAAUAGAAGAAAAAUCUGAAAUAGUGGGUAUUCAUAAAGAGGAAUCAAGCUCGACGUCUUCUAGUAAAGGAUUAAGCUCCAUUACCGAUAUUGAUGAUACUGUAAUGGAAACCAAAUACACGAGUAAUAUGGAUUAUAGCUUUUACAAUGAUUUUAGUAUAGGUGAAACUGCUGAAAACCAAGUCGUAGAGGACCUCAACCCACCCAAUAGUAAACAAACUAGUUCCAUUACAACAGAAGAAAAGCCUAAACAGUUAGGUGUGACUUCAGAGGAGAGGCCAGACAAAUGGACCGAGAAUGGAUCAAGUGAUGAAGACAAUAUGGGUAACACCACCAAUACAAAGGAAAUAUCAGAAAAUAAUACUGAACGGGACCCGAUGGUGAAGAAGGGAAAGACCCUUGAUAGCAACAUUAAGCAUGUCAGUAAAGACCUCAUGAGUGAAUCUUUCAAAACGAGUGUUAAUGAACCAGAGGGCACGACUGAACUUGCAAGCGAGGCUAUUAAUGACUGUCAAAGUUGAUCCGUAAGUGGACAGAAAAAUUUCAAUUAUUUUGAUGAACAAAUUUUAGUCCAAUUAUCAGUCUAUCAUUAUUAGAUUCCAAAAUAAUUUUGAUUGCUAAAAGAACACGAGUUAUGAAUGGUAUAGCCGAGAGUAUUCAUUUGAUGGCAGCCAUGACAGGAGGCAGGAACAAUUGAAUUUGGAUGGUCUACUCUGGUUUACAUGAUAUCGAAGAGUUCAGUUUCACACAGGAAAAAGACAGUAUUGUUGUGCCUCCUGCAAUGGCUGACAUCGUGUGAUGGUGCAAAGCCUCUAUACUCAAUAAACUGUUUACUUCGUAAUUUACCGAACCGUGAGAGAAACACAUACAUCAUCUGUUAAUAUCUACCUCCCCUGGGGGAAAGAGUAGGGUGGGGUUACUUAAAGACGCACGAUGUACCGAAAUACACCGCAUAACACCAAAAAGAUAGUUGAAUAUGUUGUUCAAUUCUUAACUUUGUUGUAACAAACAGUUUGAAUUCAAUGAGGGGGAAAAUCUCUCCAAACCUAAUUAUGUACAGCACUAGCUUUGACUAAAACAAUCAUUCCAAGCAGGAGCCGUUAAAACAUUGAACUCGUGACAUCAUCCAUGGCUUGCGUGGAAUGUCUUUGAUUUCGAAAUAAAUUCAUAAACAACAGAAUAUUUCUACUAAAAAUCUACCAUUUAAAUUAGGAAUUUUUAAAUUAAAAAUGUAACACCGAGCAAGGGAGAUUCCAAAGGAAAAUCUUCAGUUGAAUAACAUUUUUUUAUUAUUAGGGGAGGAGUGGUUGGUGUCCAUCAUUCAAAAUAAUCGGUACAAAUAUAUAAUGCGACUUCAUCCUUUGUUGCUAAGUAAAUAUAAUGCGACUAGAAUGUCAUGAGAUUUAUUCAAUACGAAAUACGAAUCACAAUGACUGGAUUCAUACAUUUAUCAUAGUAUAUUUCUAUUCAUUCUUUGAUUUAUUUUUCUAAUUGUAUCAAGCUUUUGAUAUAUAUUAGCUGAUGGAUAUGUAUUGAUGUGGGAAUAAGCCUGAAGCGAGAUGACGUUUUACCCCCGUCUCUAGACCAUAAUCCUUUUCACACUGCUUUUGUUCUUUAAUUAUGACUAUUGUUCCUGUAUUCUCUAAGGAAUCAAAAAAAAUUUAAUAUGAGAGAAUUUUAAAGACUAUUAUGGUUUAGAGUUGGGGGUAAAACGUUAUCUCGCUUCAGGCUUAUUGUAAAUGAUAUUAGUACUUUAGUGCAAUCAGGAAUGAUAAAGAUGGAAAUAAAUGGAAAUAAAUAAUUAAAUUUAGACUAAACAGAGAGGCUUUGUAACCUUGGUUUAAAAAAUGUGUACAACUUCUUUUGCUAGCGCAUAAUACACCAGUUUUGAUGUCACACUCUGCAGCCCUAUUGAUGGGUUGCAUACCCAAGAGAGUUAAAAGACAAAAGUAUGGCGGCCGUUAUGGAACCGUUAACAAUG